Messenger RNA from Trichoderma asperellum CBS 433.97, 1026 nucleotides. RefSeq lists its product as uncharacterized. The record is from RefSeq and is a predicted model, not a curated record. Gene Ontology annotation, cellular component: membrane. Gene Ontology annotation, molecular function: ADP transmembrane transporter activity. Lineage: Eukaryota; Fungi; Ascomycota; Sordariomycetes; Hypocreales; Hypocreaceae. Gene Ontology annotation, biological process: transmembrane transport.
AUGGCUCAGUCCAAACCGGCCAUUUCACCCUGGGGCGGCGCUGUCGCUGGCGCAACCGGAGCCGUCAUAGCAAAUGCCUUGGUGUAUCCUCUGGAUAUCGUCAAGACGCGGCUACAAGUCCAGGUCAAGCCUUCCGGCGAAAAAGGCGCGGAUUCUUCCGAUGAAGUACACUACACGUCGACCUGGAACGCCAUCUCGCGGAUCGUGGCAGAAGAGGGCCUCCAGGGCCUGUACGCCGGCAUGAACGGCUCUCUGGUUGGCGUAGCGUCUACGAAUUUCGCAUACUUCUACUGGUACACCGUCGCCAGAGCGCUGUACGCAAAGUCUGCGGGCCCUUCUGCGAGCGCGCCCUCCACAGCGAUAGAGCUCUCCCUCGGCGCCGCUGCCGGUGCUCUGGCGCAGCUCUUCACGAUCCCCGUUGCCGUUGUGACGACUCGCCAGCAGACCGCUGCAAAGGCGGACAGGAAGGGCCUCAUUGCGACAGCCCAGGAAGUCAUCGAGGGGCCGGAUGGUGUCAGCGGACUUUGGAGGGGUCUCAAGGCCAGUCUUGUCCUGGUCGUCAACCCGGCCAUCACAUACGGCGCCUACGAGCGGCUGAAAGACGUCUUUUUCCACGGCAAGACCAAGCUGCAGCCUUGGGAGGCAUUCGCCCUGGGAGCCAUGUCCAAAGCUCUGGCGACGAUAGCUACUCAGCCCCUCAUUGUUGCCAAGGUGGGCUUACAGUCAAAGCCGCCUCCUGCGAGAAAAGGAAAGCCAUUCAGCAGCUUCAUAGAGGUGAUGCGAUUCAUUAUCGAGCAUGAAGGCGUCCUCGGGCUCUUCAAGGGGAUGGGCCCCCAGAUCUUAAAGGGCCUCCUUGUCCAGGGAAUUUUGAUGAUGACAAAAGAAAAGGUUGAAUUGCUUAUGGUGCUAUUUUUACGAUACCUCAAGUCACUCAGCCUCUCGAGAGCACGGGGAGCUAUUGCGGCUUCAUCAGCUGCGACUUUGGCGAAGAACGCCACACUGAUAACUCCCUUAGUAAAAAGCUAA